AUUAAUAGAUUUAGAUGAUAGGAAAAAGGAGAUUACACAUUUUAUUAUAUAUCGUGUCAUCUAUACAUUAAAGGAAAUCGUGGAACUAUAUAUAUGAUAUGUGGAGCAGACUCGACAUCCCUAAUUAUUUCCCAACCUCCAAACCGUGUCUCUCCAAGAUCUUCCAUAAUCAACACGGUAUGGCAAGUUCAAACGAUAUUCGGCUUAAUGAUCCGGUUGUUCAUGAAUCGGGAACAACAUUGCAAGAUGCUUACAAACAAGGGCAAAGGGAAAUGAGGCUUCAUUACCGUGCCCUCCUUCGAAUUUUCAAGGAGCAUGUUGAAGGUGUUAAGGCUAGACAUCAGAUGGAGGUCGAGUUUGAAAGACUCCAAGCCAAGCUUCAGAUGCUUGACAAAGUUGAGAAGGUGUUUGGUCCGGUGAAGGAAAAGCAGAGGCUUAUAUGUGAGCUCGGACUUGCUCAUGAUAGGAUGCGAGAGGUGAAAGUGCCAAAUCCCGAUUGGUGCAAAUUGGGUGAAGCUUGGUUGGACGAUUGAUCUCUUCGAUCAAAUCCCAAAGUCCUAUCUUUUGAAACCAUUUUCUAAGAUGGUUUGUUUAAGUUGGAUCUAUGUCUCGGUUUAUGUUGUUGGUUUUCAACUUAGCUCUUUAUGUAUAAUUACAUAAUUAUCAUGCUCGGAUUAUGCUUUAUUUUGAUAUGAACCCUUUAUGUUUAAUUAUAUGACGUUUACAU
Molecule: messenger RNA, 727 nt
Organism: Raphanus sativus (radish)
Lineage: Eukaryota; Viridiplantae; Streptophyta; Magnoliopsida; Brassicales; Brassicaceae
Exons: 2
Coding region: 99-533 (144 amino acids)
Source: RefSeq, a predicted model, not a curated record